This is a messenger RNA of Lytechinus variegatus (green sea urchin), 1405 nucleotides long. RefSeq lists its product as uncharacterized. Bases 60 to 1343 code for a protein of 427 amino acids. The record is from RefSeq and is a predicted model, not a curated record. The transcript is spliced from 2 exons. NCBI's taxonomy places the organism in Eukaryota, Metazoa, Echinodermata, Echinoidea, Temnopleuroida, Toxopneustidae.
CAACCUUAAGUCCAUAUUAUCUACUUCUUUGGUCACUUCUUCCAGGUACACAGGUCUCCAUGAGUCGUAGGCAGGACCUGGACCAUGCUUUCAAAGGCACCCGAUUCCCUUGGACCCAACAGAGGAUGGAGUUUGUCCUCAAUGAACUCAUCUCUAGGCAUAAGAAGUAUAAGGCUUAUACCAAGCUGAUAGAUGUUUACAUCAUAUUGGCAGAGAAGAUCGGAGCCACUCCUAGAAUUGUGGAGAACUUCAUCAAAAACUUGGGGCGGGAUUACCGAGAAUGGAUGAAGGUGAAUCCCAACUGCGAUCGCGACACGAUGACCCUCCGUGGAUCAAACACCAUCUUUAAGAUGUUUGAAGAAUACAAUAGGAUUUACUCGAGUGAGGAUUCGUCGAAUAGCUUUCAGAAUAAAUUAUCAGAGUACACCUUGGACGAACAGGACAGCUUGGUAACCAUACCUGAUGGAAAGAAUGAAGACGAUGACAGCCCUCAAUAUGUAGAAAUAAUUGAUGCCGACUUGAAGGAAGAGCCAGGACUUGAGGAGGAUAAUGCUGCUUUUCAGAUCACAUCGGUCACAAGUAUAACAUCUCCGGCUAGAAGUGACAAUCCACCCUCUCCAAUCCCACCACCGCCUCCACUGCCAAGGGUUCCAAAGUCACAAGGAAGGCGAUCUAUGGUGACAAUGCCAGUAACGGAACCAUCUUCUGUUGCUGCCUUAAGGCAGCACGAGUCGGCGGGCCUUCAGGACAUUGUAGCAAUGCAGAAGGACAGGGAUCAAGUUGCCCAAAUGACACACAUGAACCCUCAAUCAGCUGGAAAUGUCCAUACUCCCUCUCCCGUUUCCAAUUCUGCAUACGUGUCAGCAACAAACCCAGGUCUGCUGUCCACCAUCUCUUCACUCCCAUCUCUGCAGCAUCCGCAGUUCCAUAUUCCACAAGGCCAGACUUCAUCUCAAGGUGUUGGUUCCAGCUUCAUCCCUCUUCAUCUCAUCCAAAACGGAGGAAUCCCUCCUUCUGUGUACACAACCCAAUCUUCAGGAUCCUCCAUUCCUUCUGCAGAAGUACGAAGCACUACUCCUGGCACGUCAAACAAGCGUCCACUGAAGACCUCUUACGACACCCAGCCCCAUUCCUCGAAGAAGAGCCGUUCAAGUAACGUGCCACUUGUUGCAGAGAACUUGCCAGAUGGUAUGAGUGAAUUUGAGAAUCGCUAUUUACAGGCUUUGGACACCCAAAAUAAGAUGCUGUCCGAUAUUGGGAGGGAGCUAAAGCUUCUUAGGACUGGAUUCUUUGCUAUUCAUUCUGAUGAUAUAGCUGACAUGGUGAACCCUAACAUGCAUUAGUGUCAUCACAUGCAAAUGUCAUGUACAUGUGUACAUGCAACAUAAAAGUGUCGAUACAAUAU